AUGGCUGCAGUCCAGCGAGGCUACCAGUCAAUGCAAGGAAAAGUGACUGCAUCACAACUGGAAAAAGCGAUUGCAGAAUUCAAGAGAAGGAUCGAAGAUGGUGAAGAAAACGUGGAAGUUGUCGUCGCAACUCGUGUUCCAGUGGUGAAAUGGCUCAAGAGUUCCAUUAACCGUUUUCACUCAGUGUUUAUCGAAGUUCGAUAUCUUGGAGGUGAAAGAUUAGCAGGUUUGGUGAUCAAAAAAGUGCAGGGGCGUGCGCAUCGACGCGCUGUGACAGAAAUUGGUAGCCAAUUAGGAAACUACGCCGUCAAUACUGGCGGCUUUUUGGCUGCAGGUGGUGGCGAUAUGAAUAUGCGUAGUCCUUUUGUCUAUUCAAAUGCUUCUUCCGGUGAGUUUCACCUUCAUCUUUCGAAUUUUGAUUUUCGAUCAUCGUAA
This is a messenger RNA of Plasmopara halstedii, 435 nucleotides long. RefSeq lists its product as uncharacterized. The coding region runs from base 1 to 435 and encodes 144 amino acids. NCBI's taxonomy places the organism in Eukaryota, Oomycota, Peronosporomycetes, Peronosporales, Peronosporaceae. The transcript is spliced from 2 exons. The record is from RefSeq and is a predicted model, not a curated record.